AUGGAUCCUUUCAACCCCCAGAAUUUCAAUGAUUGGGUCAACCUAGACGGGAAUGAUAGCGCUUUACCCAACGAGUUCGAUUUUUUCAACAUCCCAGACAGUGAACAAAAUGCAGAAGUCCUUGGUGUGCCCAUGGCCGAAGCCCACACGGAAGAGAGUAUCGCGGCUGAGUAUCCAGCCAAUCUAACAUCUUCGCCUGAGUAUUCAAUGUCCGGACUAGACUCAGGACUCAACAACGACCAAGCCAAUAAUCUGCAGCAAACCACCGCUUCCGGAAACGUGCCACCAGUCGCAACUCCAAACAAUCUCGAGGCGCCUCAUUUUGACGGCUUGCAAGACUUCAGCGUGCAACGCCCACCAUUUCUGAACCGACCAAGGGUGGAACAGGCACCGUCACCGCUGAAUGAUGUUGCUGGAAUCGAAGCUGCAGCCCCGGAGUCGUCAGGUACUGGCGAUGAACGUCAGACUCCUCCUGAAAAAUCAAAGCAGCAGAUGCGAUACGAGAGGAAGUGUCGCAAACAAGAAGAAUGCCGGCGGGGACGAGAGGCCAAGGAAGCUCAGAACCGACAGAACUUCCAGCAGCCACGCCAGUUUCCUGUGCGUGCCCCCGUCCGGACCCCUAACAUAACGAGGACGCCCAUUGCGUCGCGACACAGGGCCGGCCCGCCUCGUCCGCGGCAACACCAGAGCCGCCGCGCGUUUGGACAUCGUAUGGCUGCCGACGAUGCCGUGGCAGAAAUGAACCAGCACGGCUACACAUUCCCCGUUCCGGCCAGUGAUCCAUAUUCAGGGAGGCCACGCCAUCCCACUCCCCAGCUCGACGGCGCGUCUGGCCUUGACCACAUACGCACGUCGCCUCCCCUCGGAGCUCCUGCUGCAGAGACUGUAGCAAGCAGUGAGCCCACUCAGAAAGUGUGGCAGAUGGGCUUCGGCCAGCAAGCCAUGGGUAACCUGCCCAGCCAGCAAUUCGUAUUCGGUCCAAUUCCUCAAGGGCCGGCAUCGGCUCAAGGGUUUCCAAUACAGGCUAGCUCUGUGCUUCCGCAGUUUGCACAUACGCCCCUGGGAGGUCAGAGCCCCGGAUUCUUGAAUGUAGGAGCUCAACAUCAAGGACUCUUUCAGCAACAAGCACAAGCCGCUCCACCUCUACUCUCGCCGUGGCUGCAGUUGGGUCUUCAACAGAAUGCCUCGAUCAAUACCUCGAAUAUGCUGAACGGGAAUGGUAUAGCCACACCAUUUCCAGUGCAACCUCUGCUUGGAUAUACCAAUGGCACACAAGUCCCAUUUGUACCGGCUCCCGGAAACACCGCAGGUCAAGCUGCACCGGCUGUGGCCCCAAUGAACCCUUUCAACGGCAUGGAACUCGAUCCGAUGCUUGGCCAAGUUCCGAAUAUCCCGGCUCAGUCUCUUUCGAAUGAUCCUAUGGUCCAGGGUCUUGCAAACACUCAACAACCUGUACCGGACAAUCUCAUGCCACAGAACGGUCAAGGCUCUGCCACUGAAAUACCGGAUCAAGCCGACAACCAAGUUGCACCCUCUCCAGAUGCACAAUCCCAAGACGGGCAGGACGAACAACCGGCCCCAAGAUCAUCUCCCGCACCACUCUCCCAAGCGGAGUUGGAUAUGGAAGAGUUAAAUGAACGGAUAUCAUCUGCACAUGAGGCGGCCAUGCGAAGUGUCGAGCAACCAAAUGGCUCCAUAGUAGGGCCAACGCCGCCUUUCACGCCCGCUCCUCGAGCCAUGAAUCCGGGGCAGAUGGCGACAGCGUCAACGAGUGGCCCGAGUGUUGGCGAACAGCCUGGCCGACCUUCUGAUCAGGGGGAAGCGAGCCGGUCUCAAUCCAGACCGCAAGCCACCCGCGAGACAGAAACACCUGCACCAGCCGCGCAGGUAAACGGACUGGGCCGGCGCCUCAGGUCCAUAGCCUUGAACGAGCAAGUGGCCGAGCGCAAUCAUCACGGCCUGAAUGCACUUCAGAGUCGAGCUGGUGUACGACCCGACCACCACCAUCACCAGUAUCCUCGUGCAACCCCUUCUGAGCCUUUCCCCGUGCGCCCAGCGCUUGGAGAGGUACGGGUCGUCCACGGGGCGCACGGCCUGGAUGGCGCCAACACGCUGCACGGGGUGGCGCGCCGGACGAACAACGGGACCGUGAGGCCGACGGAUCUCAUGAUCGGGCCCAACCCGCGCGACCUCUGGGCCGGGGCCGAGGCCGCGACUUCCAGUUACCACGAAGGGCUGGAGCAGCGAGGCUUGGACAACUUUGGCUUUGCGGCUGGCGACUUCGAGGUGCUGGCCAACGAGGAGGGGCCGAUGGACUUGGGGCUGGAUGAAGAGCCGAACGAGAAUGACUGGACUUCGAUGUGA
Messenger RNA from Neoarthrinium moseri, 2364 nucleotides. RefSeq lists its product as uncharacterized. NCBI's taxonomy places the organism in Eukaryota, Fungi, Ascomycota, Sordariomycetes, Amphisphaeriales, Apiosporaceae. The record is from RefSeq and is a predicted model, not a curated record. Bases 1 to 2364 code for a protein of 787 amino acids. The transcript has a single exon.